Funneliformis caledonium is the source of this 221-nucleotide messenger RNA. Lineage: Eukaryota; Fungi; Glomeromycota; Glomeromycetes; Glomerales; Glomeraceae. The record is from the annotation of a GenBank genome assembly.
AGCAGGAUGAUUUUCCAAUUCCUGAAAUUUCAGCCAGAAAUCUUGAGACUAGCGAAAAAAUCUUGCCUGAAGAAAAUUCAUCAUUAUCAGCCGAUUUGGAGGAUUAUAUAAAAACGCUCACAGGAAGUCUUAAUGAUGAGACUGCUAAUUGGAGCACACCAUACGAGAACUCAGCUAGGAUAGGAAAAGAGGAAUCAAAUGAAGUUAAGUUAGACGAUGAG